UUUUAAAAAUUAUGAACAUCUGAAGGACUAAAAGUAUGAUUAACAAUUUUAGACUUUGUCUGCUCAGUCUAUUAUGUGACACUAGAAUGCCUUGGACCCACAAAUUUUUCAAAUAGCCAAGCCUUUUUUUCUUUUCUUUUUUUGGUUGAUAUUGAUACAAAUCGAGCAUUUUUAACUUAAAAGGAAUCAUGAAGAGACUGAUUAUGGCUAGUCUGAAUUAUGAUCUAUGAAUGACAUUUUUUCAGGCCUUCACUGCCUUGCCAGUGGCCACACGUCCUCCAUAAAUUAAAUCCAGGUUUUAAGUUACGUGUGUUGGUUCGUGUUUGAGGGAUGUCCAGAUGCCUAACAGCCAAUGCCUAUAAAGAGCGCGCAAAACAGGGAAAGCCCUGAGAAAUUCUCGAUCUUUUUUCUUCUAAAUAACAAUUUCCGCUGCCAUUGAUUAUAUAUAAGCUCAUUCUGUGCGAACAUAAUCAAAAUCACCGCACAGACUCCAAUUUGGGGGCCGUUUUUAUAGUAAGAUCCAUAUUUAUUGUGUCUUGGUGAGAGAGAUCAGUGUAGGGAAGAAGAAGAAGAAGAAGAAGAAGAAGGGGGAUAGGAAUAAUUAAGAGUUACCUGGAAGCAAGAAGGCAACUUUAAUGGCUCUGUCGAAAGAUGGGCAACGACAACCUCUGGUGCCAAGCUUUGUGUAUUCUGCUAAUUGGGGGAUUUCCCAAACAGUGGUUAGGACGACGCCGGCAUGGAGUUACGGCAGGAGCUUCCCAAUUGAAGCUCCGAAAGAGAAGAUAAAGAUGUAUUCACCGCCCUUCUACGCCGCUUGUACAGUAGGCGGCAUUUUGAGUUGUGGACUCACCCACAUGACUGUCACCCCCCUCGACCUCGUCAAGUGCAAUAUGCAGAUCGACCCUGCAAAGUACAAGAACAUCUCGUCUGGUUUUGGAAUUCUGCUAAAGGAGCAGGGAGUGAGAGGGUUCUUCCGGGGUUGGGUGCCAACGUUGCUUGGUUACAGUGCUCAGGGGGCGUGCAAGUUUGGAUUUUACGAGUUCUUCAAGAAGUACUAUUCUGAUAUAGUUGGAGCAGAGAAUGCAGCCAAGUACAAAACUUUCAUAUACCUUGCUGGCUCAGCAUCUGCAGAAGUAAUUGCCGAUGUCGCUCUCUGCCCCAUGGAGGCCGUCAAAGUUCGCGUCCAAACGCAACCUGGUUUUGCUCGGGGGUUGUCAGAUGGGCUCCCAAAGUUUGUCAAGUCUGAGGGUGUUCUUGGGUAUGAAACUAAUUAUAUAAUGCAGAUACACCAUCAACAUAUACUUUUUUUUUUCCUCCUAAUAACUUCAAAGUCUCUGGUUGUCUUCUUUUACAGGCUCUAUAAAGGUCUGGUUCCUCUUUGGGGACGUCAGAUUCCGUAUACCAUGAUGAAAUUUGCUUCUUUCGAAACAAUUGUUGAGAUGCUGUACAAGUAUGCCAUCCCAAGGCCAAAAGAACAGUGUAGCAAAUCUCUGCAGCUUGGAGUGAGCUUUGCCGGUGGAUAUGUGGCCGGCGUCCUCUGUGCCGUAGUCUCACACCCGGCUGAUAAUCUCGUCUCUUUUCUCAACAACGCAAAGGGCGCAACCGCCGGGGAUGCUGUGAGGCAGCUGGGCUUAUGGGGUCUUUUCACUCGAGGCCUUCCGCUUCGGAUUGUUAUGAUUGGAACUCUUACCGGGUCUCAAUGGGGAAUAUAUGACGCAUUCAAAGUUUUCGUUGGACUGCCAACAACGGGUGGAGCUGCUCCUGCUCCUGCCGCUAACAAGUGAAGGCGUGGGACGGUUUGCGUCACCUAAUUGCCAAAAAAUGCGGAUGCCUGUAACUCCAAAGACUUGGAAAUCAUUCUAAUUAUACUUAGGACCAUAAAAUUGAGGUUUUUGACGCGAAAGAAUCACUUUUUGUAGGAUUCGAUUGCCGAUUGCAUCAUUCCCUUUUCUUUCUGUAUUACUAGAUACCGGAUUAAAGAUUACAAAAAUCUGAACUUCUACGAGAUUC
This is a messenger RNA of Cucurbita pepo subsp. pepo (vegetable marrow), 2010 nucleotides long. The record is from RefSeq and is a predicted model, not a curated record. Lineage: Eukaryota; Viridiplantae; Streptophyta; Magnoliopsida; Cucurbitales; Cucurbitaceae.